Messenger RNA from Exophiala oligosperma, 1659 nucleotides. RefSeq lists its product as uncharacterized. The transcript has a single exon. NCBI's taxonomy places the organism in Eukaryota, Fungi, Ascomycota, Eurotiomycetes, Chaetothyriales, Herpotrichiellaceae. Gene Ontology annotation, molecular function: amino acid transmembrane transporter activity. Gene Ontology annotation, cellular component: membrane. The coding region runs from base 1 to 1659 and encodes 552 amino acids. Gene Ontology annotation, biological process: amino acid transmembrane transport. The record is from RefSeq and is a predicted model, not a curated record.
AUGGUACGGGGACAAGAGAUCGUGGUUGUCGACAUGGGAGAGAAAAUACCUGCUAUCAGUGGUUCGCCGUCACAUUGCGAACAUGCUGCAUUCACAGAAAGUAGGGCUGUUGAGAACUUUGAAGAACUCAAAUAUGUCCGACAGGGUCUCAAACAACGACAUAUCCAGAUGAUAGCUCUUGCGGGUACAAUCGGCACUGGGCUUUUCCUUGGCCUAGGACAAGCACUGGCAAAGGCAGGGCCUCUGGGAACGUUCCUGGGCUAUUCGAUUACUGGUUCGGUUGCCUGUGCUGUUGUCAUGGCUGUCGGGGAAAUGGGAGCAUUGCUUCCUCUGAGUGGUGGCUACGUGCGGUACAGCGAAUACUUCUUCGACCGCAGUGCCUCUUUCGCCCAGGGUUGGAACAUGGUGUAUUCAUACCUCGUCGCCAUUCCAGCCGAGCUGGUCGCUGCCGCCGUUCUCGUGGAGUUUUGGUCCUCCCUCAACCCCGCGGUUUGGAUCACGGUGUUCGGCAGUAUCAUGCUUAUUUCCACCCUUGUCUUUGUCCGAGUGUACGGAGAGCUGGAGUUCGCAUUCGCUCUUCUCAAGAUCGCAUUGAUCAUCGGCAUCAACAUUCUAGCUCUCGUCAUCACUUGUGGAGGUGGACCAUCCGGCGAGUCCAUUGGCUUCCGCUACUGGAGGGAACCUGGCCCUUUUGUGCAAUUUCUGGGAAUCCCGGGAGCAACCGGCCGAUUUGCAGGCUUCUGGACCACCUUUACCAACGCACUCUAUGCCUAUGCCAGCAUUGAAUCCAUCAGUCUCGCUGCUGCGGAGACGAGACACCCAAGAAGAGCGAUUCCGAUGGCCGCCAAGAGGAUCUUCGCCAGAGUUCUUCUCUUCUACGUCCUGACCAUCUUCAUGGUCGGGCUAGUGGUCCCCUCAAACGAUCCGGAUUUGCUGCACUCAAACGGGAACGCUUCACAGUCUCCAUUUGUCAUCGCCGCGCGACGUGCCGGAAUCAAGGUCGUACCGUCGAUCAUCAACGCCGUCGUCCUGACUUCGGCAUGGUCUGCUGGGAAUUCUGGCUUGUUGGGAGGCUCCAGGGUCCUUUACGGGCUUGCUCUGCAUGAGAAUGCCCCUCAAAUAUUUCGACGUGUCAAUCGUUUCGGUAUUCCUUACGUCGCAGUGGGCCUUUUCGGCCUCUUCAUGGGAUUGGGAUACAUGACGCUUUCUCGGAGCGCAAGUGUCGUCUUCGGCUGGCUCCUCGACUUGGUGGCCAUCGCCACUCUGGUCAAUUGGAUCAUUAUUACUACGACAUUUCUCCGCCUGUUUUAUGCCAUGAAGAAACAAAACAUCGAUCGUCACGACCGCCUACCCUGGGCAUCGCCAUUUCAGCCCUAUCUCAGCUGGUAUGCCUUGGCUAUGCAAUUGCUAAUCUUACUGACCGGUGGCUAUACUACAUUUAUCAAAGGACAUUGGGAUGCGGAGGUCUUCGUGGCGGCCUAUCUAAAUGUCCCCCUGGUAUUGGUCUUGUACUUUGGACACAAGUUCGUGAUGAAAACGAAAAUAAUACCUUUGGCAGAAGUCCAGAUUGCUGAUCUUCUAGCAAUUUACGAGGCACAUCCUGAACCACCGGCGGUACGCAAAAAAGGCCUGGCAAGGUUGAAUUUCCUUUGGGGAUGA